This is a messenger RNA of Necator americanus (New World hookworm), 237 nucleotides long. RefSeq lists its product as uncharacterized. The record is from RefSeq and is a predicted model, not a curated record. NCBI's taxonomy places the organism in Eukaryota, Metazoa, Nematoda, Chromadorea, Rhabditida, Ancylostomatidae. The coding region runs from base 1 to 237 and encodes 78 amino acids. The transcript has a single exon.
AUGUCAGGACCGCCGACGGCUACUGUCCUGUGUGACGAGAAUUGGCGAGCAGCCGAGCGCGACGACACGUUGACCCGAAUGGGGAAAAGCCGCUGGGACAACAUGCUGGGUGCUGGUUGGCUCGUCGAGGAGGACGACGAAGAGAAACAACGACCAGCGGCGACAAGGACCCGCCGUGUUGAAGGCGACGGGGACGGGGAAUUAGGACGAGGAAGUGAUCGAGGAUCGAUUAUAUGA